Ceutorhynchus assimilis (cabbage seed weevil) is the source of this 1926-nucleotide messenger RNA. NCBI's taxonomy places the organism in Eukaryota, Metazoa, Arthropoda, Insecta, Coleoptera, Curculionidae. The record is from the annotation of a GenBank genome assembly.
AUGUCCGUAUUAGGUUUAAAAAAUGUAUGUACUGCUCUACUACCCAUACUUACCUCAUCAAAAUAUAAAUAUAGUAUUCCUAAUUGUUAUUUGACCAUUGCAAAAUCUCUAGCAGUAUUUUUAGGCAUUACUGCUGUUAGUUUAACUAGUUAUGUACUCUAUCAGAUAUACAAAAAAAACGACGAAGAUGAACUGUUGGAUCACUACACAUCGAAUACCAGAGUUUUGGAAAUUAAAAUGCCCAAAGAAAUUAUUGGGAGUCUUAUUGGUAGGAAUGGCAGUAACUUGAAACGAUUACAAGACCAAUCAAAUACCAGGAUAAGCUUCAAAGAACUAGAUAACAAAAACGAGAAAAUUUGCCUAAUAAGAGGCGCAGCACACAAUUGCGAAAUUGCUUACAAUUUAAUUCAAGAUUUUAUCAAUAGCGAAGCAAUAAUGGAGAGCGAAGACUUUUGGGUACCAAUUGGCUGUGUAAAACAAAUUGUUGGUAGAGGCGGAGACAAAAUCAAAGAAAUUCAAAGUCUUUCCGGGGCUAAAUUAACUGUAUUUGAUGACGAAAAGGGUUUAUCUUCUAGAAGAAUCUCCAUUAAAGGAACAAGAGAGCAAAUAAUCGUUGCAAAAUCACUUAUAGAAGAUUUAGUGGUACAAUCUCAACAUAGUCGGCAAGUUAUUGAGGAAAGUUUAGCUAAGAGGGAACCUAGAUUACCAGCAAAAUCACCAGAAGCUGUAAAAAAAGAUAGUCCAAAAUGUGAGAGGAUGUCUCCAAUACCAGGUCAACCAGAUAAUCAAUUUGAAGUAUACGUUUCUGCAAUGGAAAACCCGUCAAGAUUCUGGCUGCAAAUAGUCGGUCCAAAAGCCACAGAGCUGGAUUGCCUAGUUGACGAAAUGACUGAGUAUUAUAAUAAAUCAGAAAAUAGAAGUAAUCACUGUGUAAAAGAUGUGCAGGCUGGCGAUCUUGUAGCAGCCAUUUUCCGUUAUGAUAGUAAAUGGUAUAGGGCCGAAGUUCUCGAAGUAAGUCAUGAAAAUAAUGAAAAAAUGGCAAAACUUUACUACGUAGAUUAUGGUGACACUGAUGUAUUUCCUUGCAAAGACUUGUAUGAGUUAAGAACUGACCUGCUAAGGUUACAUUUUCAAGCUAUUGAAUGUUUUUUGGCCAAAGUUGAUCCUAUGGGUGAUAGUUGGACAGAGGAAGCCAUUGAUCGGUUUGAGGAGUUGUGUCACGUGGCACAAUGGAAAAAGUUAUCAGCUAGGAUUAAUGGAUAUAUGGCUAAAGAGAAAAGCAGGACAAGGAGAGAAGGUUCACCAGUACCAGGGGUUGAUCUAUAUAACGUUACAUCCCAUGAAGAUAUCGACGUAGCCGAAGAACUGGUAAAGGCGGGUUUUGCAGUUUAUAAAAGAGGCUCAGAUUUGAGAUCGAACAGCCGAACUACGAGUACAAGCAAUAUUAGUGUUGCGUCCAGUUCUUAGCUGAAAAAAAUACAUUGGGGCAGCUGAAUUUUUAUCAACUUUUGAAUUUAAGUAUAAAAUGAAAUAUUGCAUAAGUGAAAUUAAAAUUUAUUACAUAAUUUGCCUCAUACAGUUAUUAAAAUGUAAGGAACACAUUGUUUUAAAUCUGGUUGCCAUUAUAUUUGUAUUUUUUCUCAAGAUGGAUUUUCGCAUUGAAAACUUUGAAACAUAAACAAUGAUUGGUCGCAGAAUGCCGUGUCCCUGCAGGUUGGAAUCAGUUUUACAAUGCACGUCGUGCAAAUGGCAUCUUGCGACCAAUAAGCGUCCCUAAGUUGAGUGUCAAAAAUCUUUCUUGGGAAAAAAUAGUUUAGUUUUAAUUUGAAAAAUCUUGACAGAGUAUUAUUUAUUUUUUAGAAAUUAUUUUUUAAGUUGUACAUUCUUUUUUAGGACAAAAUAAAUAAAAUCCUUUUUUUUUCUGCA